CAGAAGCCAAGGCAGAAGAGCAAGAAGAUGAAACGAAAGCAGCAGGAGAAGGUGGAGAGGGAGAGCGGGAGCAGGAGCCUGGGGAAGGGGAAUCGAAGCCAAAACCCAAGGUCUUCAUGCCCAACCUGGUGCCCCCCAAGAUCCCAGAUGGCGAGAGACUGGAUUUUGAUGACAUUCACCGCAAGCGCAUGGAGAAGGACCUGAACGAGCUGCAGGCCCUCAUCGAAGCCCACUUUGAGAGCAGGAAGAAGGAGGAAGAGGAGCUGCUGUCCCUCAAGGACAGGAUUGAGCAGCGGCGAGCGGAGCGGGCGGAGCAGCAGCGGAUCCGCAGCGAGCGGGAGAAGGAGCGCCAGGCCCGCAUGGCCGAGGAAAGAGCCCGCAAGGAGGAAGAGGAGGCGCGGAAGAGGGCGGAGGAGGAGGCGCGGAAGAAGAAGGCGUUCUCCAACAUGCUGCACUUUGGGGGAUACAUGCAGAAGUCAGAGAAAAAGGGUGGCAAGAAGCAAACAGAGCGGGAAAAGAAGAAAAAGAUCCUCAGUGAGCGACGGAAGCCCCUGAACAUCGACCACCUCAGUGAGGACAAGCUGAGGGACAAGGCCAAGGAGCUGUGGCAGAACAUCCAUGACCUGGAGGCUGAGAAAUUUGACCUGCAGGAGAAGUUCAAGCGGCAGAAAUAUGAGAUCAAUGUUCUUCGAAACCGCAUCAGUGACCACCAGAAAGUGUGAGUGGCUGCCCACCCCUCCUCAAUCUCCUGCCCUUCCAGCUCCCCAGUUCCCUCCCUGUGGAUCUCCCUUGCUAAAC
This is a messenger RNA of Zonotrichia leucophrys gambelii, 798 nucleotides long. It is a transcript of the gene TNNT2, whose product is annotated as troponin T2, cardiac type. Gene Ontology annotation, cellular component: troponin complex. The transcript is spliced from 11 exons. NCBI's taxonomy places the organism in Eukaryota, Metazoa, Chordata, Aves, Passeriformes, Passerellidae. Gene Ontology annotation, biological process: sarcomere organization; cardiac muscle contraction; regulation of muscle contraction. The coding region runs from base 117 to 722 and encodes 201 amino acids. Gene Ontology annotation, molecular function: troponin C binding; troponin I binding; tropomyosin binding. The record is from RefSeq and is a predicted model, not a curated record.